Lottia gigantea (owl limpet) is the source of this 4143-nucleotide messenger RNA. RefSeq lists its product as hypothetical. The coding region runs from base 1 to 1065 and encodes 354 amino acids. Gene Ontology annotation, molecular function: GTP binding; GTPase activity; G-protein beta/gamma-subunit complex binding. The transcript has 9 exons. Gene Ontology annotation, biological process: adenylate cyclase-modulating G protein-coupled receptor signaling pathway. Gene Ontology annotation, cellular component: heterotrimeric G-protein complex. The record is from RefSeq and is a predicted model, not a curated record. Lineage: Eukaryota; Metazoa; Mollusca; Gastropoda; Lottiidae.
AUGGGGUGCGUUACGAGUUCGGAAGACAAAGUAGCCAUGGAAAGAUCCAAACAAAUUGAUAAAGGAUUAAAGGCAGAUGGUGAAAAAUCGUCAAGAGAAGUGAAAUUAUUAUUACUUGGUGCUGGUGAGUCAGGAAAAAGUACCAUUGUUAAACAAAUGAAAAUUAUUCAUGAAAAGGGUUAUUCUCAAGAGGAAUGUUUACAAUAUAAACCAGUUGUAUACAGUAAUACCAUACAAUCUAUGAUAGCUAUUAUUCGAGCUAUGGGAUUAUUGAAAAUUGAUUUUGGACAUCCAGAUAGAGCUGAAGAUGCCAGAAAGUUCUUCUCACUAGCUGGUAAUGCUGAUGAAGGUGAAUUGUCACCAGAAGUAGCAACUAUUAUGAAGAAAUUAUGGAAAGAUUCUGGUGUUCAGGAAUGUUUCAGUAGAUCAAGAGAAUAUCAAUUAAAUGAUUCCGCAGAAUAUUAUUUGAAUGCUAUGGACAGAAUAUCACAUACUGGAUAUAUCCCCACAGAACAAGAUGUAUUACGUACUCGAGUCAAAACCACUGGUAUUGUUGAAACACAUUUCACAUUUAAAGACCUUCAUUUCAAAAUGUUUGAUGUAGGAGGACAGAGAUCAGAAAGAAAGAAAUGGAUCCAUUGUUUUGAAGGUGUCACAGCUAUCAUCUUCAUUGUAGCUAUGAGUGAAUAUGAUUUAACUUUAGCUGAAGACCAAGAAAUGAACCGUAUGAUGGAGAGUAUGAAAUUAUUUGAUUCAAUCUGUAAUAAUAAAUGGUUUACAGACACCUCUAUUAUUCUCUUCUUGAAUAAGAAAGAUCUGUUUGAAGAGAAAAUUAAGAAAUCACCUUUGACCGUCUGCUUCCCAGAAUUCUCAGGAUCCAACACAUAUGAAGAAGCUGCAGCCUACAUUCAAAUGCAGUUUGAGAAUCUCAACAAGAGAAAAGACACAAAAGAAAUUUACACCCAUUUUACCUGUGCUACUGAUACCAAUAAUGUACAGUUUGUAUUUGAUGCUGUUACUGAUGUCAUUAUUAAAAAUAACCUGAAAGACUGUGGUCUAUUUUAAAACAGAUAUUUUGAAUUAGAAGAUAUGGUUUUAACUGAAGAAAUCCUCAAAUGUAUUAUCAUAUUUUUAUUGUGAGAUAUUUAUCAACAUUGCUUUAACUUUCCAGACUCAUAAUAUAUUGUACUGUAUGUCUGAAUAACUUGAUGUCUUAUUCGUGUUAACAACUAGUCUGAAUAACCAGACAUAUAUUUAUGUAGGAGAAAUCUGGAAUAGACAAUCAUGUUAAAAGAAGUUUGAAUGUUUUUUAUUCAUCGUAUUCAUGUUCAACAACUCGUCUGAAUAACUAGACAUUUAUUCAUUUUGAAGAAACAUAACAUCUUAUUCAAGUCUAGAAUGAUAACAACUAAUUCUGAAUAACUAUUCAUCUAACAAGACAUUGAAGUAUUAAAUAAUGAGAAAUAUGAAUAAUUCAAUAUGUAAGUUUACAACAUUUCUAAUAACAAUAUUUGUUGUAAACAAGAUUUGUUAUCUUGAAAUCAUGUUAAACUUUGACUGAAAUGGGGAAAAUUUAAGCUUUAGAUCCAACAUUUUGGUCUUUUUCAACCCGCAAAAUAGUUGUAUAAAUAAGGACUUCAUAGAAGUUGAGAAUCAAGGAAUAAAUAUUUUUAAUGAACUGCAUGAUAUGAAUAUUAAUUGAUAUAUACAAAUAGGAUUAUGUAUUUCAGAUUUAUAUUUCUUGUGUAAAUGUGUAAACAGACAAUAUAUUGUUGAAUUUUAUUAUAACAUCUAUUUUUAUUGUCUGUUUUGUAAAAUAUGAACUAUACAUUCAUUCUCAUAUCUAGAAUGUUACAUGUAAUUGUUACAAAACCCUCUGGUUCCAUUUUCCAAUCAGUCAUUAAGACCAAUUUGAUUGGUUGUAGUUAAAAAGAAUUUGAUUGGCUAUUACAAUAUGCAUCUGUCACUUUAAAAUUUUCUGUGCCUGAUAUUAUUACGCACAAUUGUUGAGGUGGCAACUGAGUAGAACAUCAAAAAUUGUGAUGAGAGUUAGGACACAGAAGAUUUUGUGGCAUUCAUGUUCCAUUCUAGGAUGAAAUUGACAAAGGUGAGAACCAAAGAUUGGUGUAGUAGUCUUGUGUUAGUUGUAGUCUAAACCCUGAAGCCUUUUCACAUCUUGCAAGAUUUUAUACCCCUUUAAAUAUUUUCCAUGAAUGAUCACAAAAACACGCAUAAUUUAUAGAACAGACUACACUGAAAAGCGUUUAUUUAUUUUUUGAUAUAAUGCUCUUUACUUUGAUAAUAAUUAUUACGCAGUGAUUUCAAAUUAGUUACUUUUCAAUUUCAUCUAGUGAGUCAGAAACAAUCUUGAUCUCUGCCCCUAGUUUUACAAUAGAAUUUCAAUAAUGACAAUUUUUACUUGAAUUGCUCAGAACAUUAAGUCCCACAAAUUGUUUUAGAGAGUGGACAUAGUUUGAAUAGUAUAGUUUAAUUCUAGUCUUAAACUGGUUUUACAAGAUCAAAUAUGGCUCAAUUCAAUAUGAAAAGGUUGAUUAUUUUUUCAAAAUUAACUAUGAUUUUGUGAAUUGAGUAUAUCUUGAUCUAUAAUAUAGGCGUAUUUAUAUCACAUCACUUAUUAUUUGUCUCUAAUCUUACUGAAAUGAUACUCAGUAAAUUUAAUUUUAGCUGGAUUAGAUGCAAUUUUGAGUGAAUUGAAUCUUUGAUAAAAAACGCCUUGAUAUUUAAUUGUGUGUAUAUAACCUAGCAUGUAAUAUAUUAGCUUCUAUAUGUAACUCUGUAAAAAGAUGUAGUCUUGACAAAAUGCUUGCUUUGCAGAUUUUCCCACAUCAUGACUUUCUUCAUAAUUUGUUUGUUUAAUUAUUUUCUAAAUACAAAAAAGAUAAAACCAUAUUGUGACAAUUUAUCAAAUUUUGUUUCCAUUUGUAAAACUUCUACUCAAAGUUCGUUUAAAUUAUUAUAAUUAAGUUUAUCUGAAAUAAUAUUAUGAAAUUUGAAAUUUUUGGUCUUUUUCACGCAAUUUAUUAAAUGCAUUUAACUGUAUUGUAUCACAUAAUUUCUAGUCACAAAUUCUGUUGCAAAUUUAGCAAAUAUUCUUACAUUAAUGGUUACAUUUCAAUCAAAAUAUCAUCUAUUUUUCAAAAAAACGUAUUCAACAAAAAUUAUUAAUUGCAAAAUAAAUCAAAUGCAAAUCAUACUCAAAGUUAUUUCCCUUUGUUCCAUCCAGUUAUAAUUGUUUGCUUGUAUCAUUUAAAACCAUUUUUUUUGUUUAUUUAAGUAAGUAGAUUUUGUAAUUAUUAUUUCGAUGAUAUACGAGAAAUGCCUUGAUCUAAUACCGGUUGAUAUAGGGCAAUAGAGUCCUGUUAUUUAGAUUCCCCAUAGACAACUGUACCAUUUCAGAAAUACCAUUCAUUAUAAUUAUGGUAAUUUUGUGCUCCCUAUUCCAAAAUCUGAAAAUUUAGAAAUUUCUGAAUUACCAUUCUUAAGAUGUAAAAAAUGUAUUCACUCAAAAUUCAUUAUUUAGAAGUAUUCUAGACCAUUGAUCAGUGCUAUUGAAAAGCUGGAGAUGUAUAAAGCCAGUUAUUCUGUCCCUCGAUUAGACAUGACUAAGAUAUUUUCAAAUAAAUUGCACUUUCUCUAAUGGGAUUUUGAAAAAUGUGCAAUAUUUAAAUUGUAUGUUGUAAAAGAAAGCAUGUAAAAAAAAUGCUUUCCGACUGAGUUUCUAAAUUGCUCUUUCAUUCUUGUCCCUACAGCACCACAAACAUUUAAUGUCUUUUGUAAAGCCGUUGAAUUAAAAGGCAUAUUCAAUGACCAUCAAAUUACUUAUGCAACUUUUCCCAACAGUGAAAAACCAAAACCAAAAUGUUGAAAUUGUCAUCAAAACCUGAAGUAAUUUGAAAGCCAUUUUAUACGCCUAUAGUCUUGCCAUCAAUGUACAAUCAGUUCUAUAAACAUACCAGUAUUGUCUCAUGAAAAUAUUUUAAAUUUGCAUCUGUAAAUAGAUAUCUUGGCACAUUGUAUUUAUAUUGUCCUUGUGUUUUACGUCUAAACCUUUUACCCUACCUGCUAUGUUCUAUUAUGUUUGUCAAGCGUUGUCAUGUGGAAAUAAAUUUUAGAUACAAACUC